This is a messenger RNA of Melanaphis sacchari, 1518 nucleotides long. RefSeq names its product 14-3-3 protein epsilon (gene 14-3-3epsilon). Gene Ontology annotation, cellular component: cytoplasm. Gene Ontology annotation, biological process: signal transduction. NCBI's taxonomy places the organism in Eukaryota, Metazoa, Arthropoda, Insecta, Hemiptera, Aphididae. The record is from RefSeq and is a predicted model, not a curated record. The transcript has 6 exons. Bases 448 to 1221 code for a protein of 257 amino acids.
UCCAGAGAGACCAUUCGCAAGUCGGCGACGGGAAACGACGUAACGUCCGCUCUCAAACCGCAUCCACCGCCGCCGUCGCCUCAACCUAACUGCGCGAUCCACAAAUACGUUGCCGCCGUAUCUUCGGGAUUUUUAAUAAAUUUUAUUAUUAAAAAUUCGCAACCAUAAUAUUUUACCUAUUUUACCAGUUACAUAUAAAAUUUUAUAAUUGUUAUUAAUUCGUUCACGAGUGUUCAACGCAGCGGCAGUGAUAUCGCACACGCGUUAUUGUCGUUCGCCGUCGUCGUCCCGCCAACGGUCUCUCGCGCAUCGGCCGCUGUCGAAACUCGAAUCGUAUCAGACUUCCGGUGCGUGUUCACACGAGUGUUGUUGUCCGACGAUAAACCGUCUUCGUUCGCUCGUCGCCGCACUAGCAGCUGCAGAACUAACGAAUAGAUAACCUUCAUCAUGUCCGAAAGAGAAGAAAAUGUAUACAAGGCGAAACUCGCCGAACAGGCAGAAAGAUACGAUGAAAUGGUAGAAUCAAUGAAAAAAGUAGCAUCGUUAGAUGUUGAAUUAUCCGUAGAAGAACGAAACCUGUUAUCUGUAGCAUAUAAAAAUGUAAUUGGAGCUCGACGUGCAAGUUGGCGUAUUAUUUCAAGUAUUGAACAGAAAGAAGAGAACAAAGGUGCUGAAGAAAAGUUAGAGAUGAUCCGUCAAUAUAGAUCGCAAGUUGAGAAAGAAUUACGGGAUAUUUGUUCAGACAUUUUAAAUGUACUUGAUAAACAUUUAAUAGCAUGUGCUGCUUCGGGCGAAUCUAAAGUUUUCUAUUAUAAGAUGAAAGGUGACUACCAUAGAUACCUGGCCGAAUUCGCUACUGGAGAUGAUAGAAAAGAAGCUGCUGAACAUUCUCUGGUUGCCUAUAAAGCCGCUAGCGAUAUUGCUAAUCAAGACUUACCUCCUACUCACCCAAUAAGGUUGGGUUUGGCAUUGAAUUUUUCUGUAUUCUAUUAUGAGAUUCUCAACACCCCUGAUAGAGCUUGUCAUUUAGCUAAAAAAGCGUUUGAUGAAGCAAUUGCCGAAUUGGACACGUUAUCCGAAGAGAGCUAUAAAGAUUCUACACUUAUAAUGCAGUUGUUAAGGGACAACCUAACCUUGUGGACUUCAGAUAUGCAAGGAGAUGGUACAGAAGCUGAACCUAAAGAGCAGCUACAAGAUGUUGAAGACCAAGAUGUCUCGUAAAUUCCUUCUGUGACUGCUCUAUAAUAAAAUAACUAUAAUUGUCAUCGAAAAAAAAACAGUGUCUGUGUACAAAUAAUAUCAAAUAUGAAAACAUAAAAAAUAUGCAUUCAAUAGUUACAGCCCUAAGUAAAGUAAAGCGACUCACUCCAAGACUGUCAAAUUUUUUUUUUCGUACACUUUGAUUUUACUUUUAUCUCAUUGGCAGGGGAACAUACGACAGCAAUUUUGAUUUUAUCUUAUACAAUUUCCAAAAAAUAAUAAUUCAAUAAAAAAAAAAAUAUGUCUUUCUGUUCAGUA